CUCGCUCGAAGAUCGUGCAGACGAUCCCGACAUCCAUUUCCAAUCUUUCGUGUCUCGACUCCUUUACCGGGAUCUUUCCUUUCCCUCCGCUUUCCAUCAACACAUGCCUCGCCAUCGUCCUCAACGCCGCAAUUGAGGUUACCGUCUCUGCUGUCGCUCCCGCGGAUAUUGGCUGCCUCCACUUUGAGAGCCUAGACCACUUGAUUCCUGCAAAAUGACAUGACCGCACACGUCACGCCCUCAGUACGAGAAAAUGGACGAAAUCUUGGGCGAAGACCUGCCCAUCGCGCCGGCCAGGCUCUUCGAACGUCUGUCCCAAGUCCCGAAUUAUACUUGGGAUCGCUCGGUAUAUUUGACAAUGAUUUGAAACACGAGAUGAAUGCUGAUUCGGGGUUGAUUGCAGUUCGUGCCGUUCCACACCAGCUACGAUCACUGGCAUGUCUACGGCGUCCUGCACAAUCCAGAGGUCGUCAACCCGCGCGAGUCAAUCAGUACCCUAACCAGCUUUUCCGCCCUGUCCGGUUCCACCAGAAGCUCCCCGAAACUCGAUCCUCAUCGUCCCGCACUUCGACACCAUCAUUGGAGUAGUAUUAGCGGUACUUCAACCGACAGUGAGAAUUUGUCCUCCAAAGGCGACCCGGACCCGAUAUGGAUGCCUGUGGUGGCGCGCAUCAGCACGCACGUGUUGCGUCUAGAAAGAGAGUUCUAUUAUAACCAGGCUAUCGUGAAGGAUGCCGAUCCAGAGUGCGAGCAUACCAUCCGACCGAUCGAGAUCUUCAAACUACCUACCACGCCAGGCGAUACCCGGCCCAUAGUCGUCUGCGUAUACGAAGCUCCCGGCAAAAAUUAUCUGCGGGAGGUUCUGGACAUGGGGCCAGCGUUCUAUGGCCUCAAUAACCACAGGAUGAGUGUCGCGGCCGACGGGACCCCCGGAGAGAGGAUACCACUUCAGGCAUUUCUAGAUUUCGCCGUCGGUGCCGCGGAGACGCUUGAGCUGUUGCAUCACGGCGCCAAUAGCGUCCAUGGAGAGGUUCGCUCAGACACUUUCCACUGGAACCGGGAAACAGGGACCGUCAAACUGGCUAAUGGUGGGAACGGGCCUCGAGCUUUCGAAAAUCUGCUCUCGAGUGAAGGGUGGGCCAACCUCAGCCGUGAGAUCGGGGUCAAGAACAAACUGCAUUUUAUUGCUCCUGAGCAAACCGGGCGGUUACCAGCGGAACCCGACAGUCGCACAGAUAUCUACAGUUUGGGGGUUCUCUUUUGGACAUUGCUCACCGGACAACCCGCCUUUGAUGCAGAAACUCCUAUCGACAUUGUCCAGCGUGUUCUCACGCACCGUCUUCCCUUGGUCACCGCAAUACGCAUGGAUGUUCCUGAUGCUAUUGCACAUAUCAUUGCAAAGAUGACCCAGAAGCAAAUGGAUGAGCGAUAUCACUCAAUGAGCGGUCUCAGGUAUGACUUGGUACAGAUCCAGAAGUUUUUAGGCGAAGGCGAUCAGGAAAAGAUCAAGAACUACAAGGUUGGGCAACGAGAUGUCUCGUCAUUCUUCAUUCUGCCAACCAAACAAUUUGGCCGACAUGCCGAGACGGAACGUAUCACCAAGAUUAUUGAUAAGGCUCACAAGCGGCACAGUUCGUCUGGCACGAGGCCAUCCCCUUCGCAACAUGGUCUCUUGAGUGCCGGGUCCAAUUCCUCCGUUUCGGACAGUCGCGUGGAUGGAGCUGAAGAAGCCCCGGGUUCUGAUGAUUCAAGCUCAUUUGGUUUCCGUGAGUCUCGCAGUAAUUCCACCACCAUUGGAUUGGAUGGUGUCCAUACUCCAGGAUAUGGUAACAAGACCAACCUGCUGGGAAAGCGUCCUCGCGGCAUCGUCGAUUCCAGAAUCACACCCCUGGACGUCUUAUCCGACCGGGACAGCAAUUUCUCGGGGGGCUUGCAACCUGCAAAUGAUAUGCUACCUGGGAUGAUGACUCGAAGAAGAAACAGUCACAAGUAUAAGCGACGGUCAAAGGCCGAAGUCAUAACCAUCCUGGGGCCGGCUGGAGUCGGCAAAACUGCCCUGAUCAAGGCCGUGCAACCUGUCAUCCGUCGCCAUGGUUAUUUUGCACUCGGCAGAUUCGACAGGGCUCGGCCUUCUCCUUUUGAACCACUGAUCAAGGCCAUGGCAAGUCUCUUCCGUCAGAUAUUCUCCGAGAAAGAUGUCAAUACGCCAUAUCACGAGCAUCUUCGAGCCCAUGUGACGCCCUUUUGGCCAAUCCUCCACUCAAUGUUAGAUCUACCUUCCACUUUGCUUGAUGUUACUGUCCUCUCCAAGAAGCUCUUGGUGAAAACCGAUACCACAAAUCAAAGCGUCAACACCGAGGUUCCGACGAUCGACAGUGGUGGUCCGAAGACGCAUACAAUUCCACCUCACCAUGGAACGUGGGACGCCAACGACUUUCUACGUGGCCCAGCAAACACCAAAUCCAUUCGACUCAUCAACACGUACAUGGACGUCUUACGCACAAUCUGCACAGGGAAGUUGAUCUGUGUCUGCUUAGACGACCUACAAUAUGCAGAUAGUGAAUCCAUCGAACUGCUGAUGCAUAUCAUCAAAGCGAAGGUGCCGGUUGUGCUUAUGUUGUCGAGCAGAGUGGAGGAUGGAAACGUUCCUGAACCGACGGUCAAACUUCUCGAUCUCGAUUCUACCAACAAGAUCGAAUUGGCCAACUUGCGCGAAAGGCAUGUCUUCGAGUAUGUAGCAGCAACAAUGUCUCAACCUGUGGAGACGGUCUUACCACUUGCGGCCGUUGUCUACGCCAAGUCGGAAGGAAAUCCGUUCCUCGUCAAGGAUAUUCUCCAAACAUGCUAUCAACGGAACUGUUUAUGGUAUGAUUGGAAAGAAUCAGGCUGGCAGUUUGAUCUAGACAAGAUUUUCAAUGAGUUCAGCACUGAAGGCUGCACGGACAAUGGGUAUCUGACCCGCCGGCUGCAGGAAUUGCCACCCGCCGCAAGGUCGAUCCUUGCAUGGGCUUCUUUGAUCGGGACCACCUUCUCCUUCAAACUGAUUCAGUCCAUCAUGACCGGGGAUUUCUUCUACAGCAGCGGAAGAGAUCAAACGCAUGAUGCAACCUGCCCCAAACGUGCCAAGUUAUUCAAUCUAUCGGAGACUGACUGCAUCAAUGGACUUCAACAACUGGUCAACAUGUACAUAAUAAAUCCAGGUGAGACCGACGACGAAUUCCGCUUUGCACAUGGGCGAUACUUGAAAGCGGCGAACGAAAUGCGCGAGUGUCAGAACACGACCAAGAUGCAUUUCAUCAUCGCGCAAGCUAUGAUGACGUACCUCAGCCAGUGCAAGUAUAAUUUGUACCCUUUGGCACGCCACAUUUGUCUGUCUGCAGAAAUCGUGAAAGAGAGGAUCCCGACUCGGAUGCGUUACCGCGAUGUCCUUUGGCGAGGAGCGCAGAAGGCAAUCGAAACCGGCGCGAAGGCUACGGGCCUUUGGUACUACAGGACAGCGCUUCAACUGCUGCAAGAUGACAAGUGGAACACGGACGACCCAGAUGUCUUUUAUGACGAAACUCUCCAACUUCACGUUAAUGCCGCUGAAAUCAUGUAUCUCCAGGGAGAGGAAGCGGAGGCUCUGGGACUUCUAAACGAGACAUUCGCUCACGCAAAGUGUUCGGCCGAUAAAACUAGGUCUUUCAUCCUGAAAGGACGUGUCCUGGCUUCUCAAGGGAAGUUCAUCGAAGCAUUCAUGAGUCAAAGAGAAUGUCUGGCAGAGCUAGGCCUUCCUCUACCAGAAACGACCUGGGAGGAAUGUGACGCUGAAUUCAAGAAGCUAGAGCUCAGACUACAACAACUUGACAAGGAGGCGCUUCUGACGGCUCCAUUGAGCGAAGACAAGACCGUAAUCGCCCUUGGUACCGUCCUCUCCGAAGCGCUUGGCGCUCUCUACUGGUCGAAUGCUUUGCUCUGGUACCAGCUCGUUAUUGCUUAUGUCAAUGCAAUUCUCGAUCGUGGCGUUUUUGUUCAGGCUGGAGUUGGCUUUACCAUGCUUGGUGCUGCUGCUAUCGGCCGUUUCAAGGACAUCGAGUUGGGCUUGUCUUAUGGUGAUAUUGCACAAGAAUUCUACACCAUGUUUGACGAUGCCUGGACACGAGGCAGAGGUUGGACUCUGUACACCCUUUUUAUUGGCCAUUACCAGACUCCGGUGCGAAACCUUCUCCCUAUUCUUGAUAGCGCACUCGAAUAUUCAUUGUCGUCCGGGGACAAGUUUGUCAGCAUCCUUAACAUUGGGGCCAUGGCCCUUUCAAGAUUUUGGGCAGGACAGGACCUGGCAGAGGUGGAGGCUUUCUGCACCUAUGGUCCAGAAGAGUUUGAUGACUGGGACAAAGAUCGGCGAGGUGGGACCCUUUUGACUGUGAUCAGACAAGUGUCACGGGCGCUGCAAGGAAAGACUAUAGCAGCGGACGCCGCCACUCUUCUCGAUGAUGAAGAUCAUCAGACCGAGUCAUGGUUGGUCGAUUGUGGCAAGUACGCCGCAAAUGCGCAACGUUCUUGCGACAUAUUCCACGCUUUGUCGCUUGUGGCUUACCAUCUGAUGGGAUACCAUGAGUAUGUCGUCAAAAAGGGGAGAGAGUUGAUCGCGGGAAGUCUUGACGAGCUUUGGUCUAACAGACCCGCUUGUGGCACCCGCUUCUACCUAGGUCUGUCUCUCAUCGCGCUUGCAAAAGAGAUGCCGGAAGAAGAACGAGGACCUUACAUCGAAGAAGCAAAGGAGAUGAAACGCUUUAUCGAUGACUGGGGAAAGGUCAACGACGUGAACUACUUUGCCUGGUCCAGGAUACUUGACGCCGCCAUUUCCGACGUAACCCGAGUCUACUACAACGUCAUUUCCAACCUCGAGAUGGCUAUUGACCAUUGCCAAGUUCACGGCUUCGCAAUGGAGGAGGCACUGGCAGUGGAAAUGCAGGCCGACUUCCUACUUUUGCGCGGAGCAAAGAGAGCCGGCAAGGUGAUGAUUCAAGAAGCCAUCGCCGCUUGGAACAGAAUCAAUGCGGCAGGGAAAGCUCGACAGCUUCAAGAGAAACAUGAGUGGCUGAUCAAAACCGCCACCACCUCGAGGACCAUGGACGCUACUACUCAAACACAGGAUUUGCAUUCAUUAAACGUCGGCGAAGAUGCACAGAUCCAGAACAAGCGCGAGUAUACAAACCAAUGGGUGCAACCGAAAGCCGCGGUCGCGACCCAAACACCUCAAGACGUCCCUGGCCUAGGCCUUGACAUCCUAGAUUUAACGUCUAUCCUGGAAUUCUCCCGCGUUAUAAGCUCAGAGCUCCAAAUCAACAACCUGCUAUCCAAGAUGAUUUCAGUCAUCCUGGAAUCGGUUGGUGGCCAAGCAGAAUUCUGCGCAAUCGUCAUCGACUCCGAGGAUCAAGGAUGGUGUGUUGCCGCAAGCGCAGACCACGAGACAGGUGUCAAGACUUACCCUGACGGGAUUCCUUUCUCGGAGGUCGACGAUCAGGCCGCCCAGCAGAUCACCCAUUAUCUCCUCCGGACUAAAGAAACUGUCUUUGUGCACAAUGUGCUCGAAGAUGAUCGAUUCUCCAAUGUAGGAGAUGCCUACUUGGCAAGGAACCCUCAUGGACGGUCAAUCAUUGCCAUACCUAUCAUCCAAGCUGAUCAUUUGAUGGGUGUCAUCCAUCUCGAGGGGCGGCCAAACGCCUUCACGCAGCGCAACAUGAUCGUCCUCAACCUUCUCACAAACCAAGUCGCCAUCUCACUGGGCAACGCACUUCUCUACAGAAAGGUUCGCAAAGUUAGCGCAUCGAACGCGAGCAUGGUCGAGUCUCAGAAGCGAGCCCUCGUGGCAGCGCGCGAGGCCGAAGCUAAAGCCAAGAAGGCGGAGGCCGAAGCUAUGCACAAUGUCAAAUUGAAGGAGGAGGCCGCUAAAGCGAAGUCAAUCUUCCUCGCCAACGUCAGUCACGAACUUCGAACUCCCCUUAACGGCGUGAUCGGCAUGUCUGAAUUGCUCAAGGGUACUCCUUUGAGUAAAGAUCAAGAGCAAUAUGCGGACAGCAUUCGAGUGUGUGCGGAUACAUUACUAACGGUCAUCAACGACAUUCUGGAUUUCUCUAAGCUCGAGGCCGGCAAGAUGCAGAUGUUUACGGUUCCUCUGAAUUUGAAAGAGACCAUCACCGAGGUGGUGCGGGCACUAGCAUACACCAACCAGGAACAUGGACUGAAGACCGUCGAAGACCUGCAGAUAGACGAUAACUUGGUCCUGGGUGAUCCAGUCCGCCUCCACCAAAUUUUCAUGAAUCUCCUAAGCAAUGCCUACAAAUUCACUCCCAAGGGCUCGGUCACAGUCAGGGCUCGGAAGAAUGCCGAAACGAGAGACAGGGUCAAGAUUACUUGCUCCGUUGCCGAUACUGGUAUCGGGAUCACGCAGGAGCAGCUCACGCGGCUGUUCCAACCUUUCUCGCAAGCCGACUCGUCGACGGCGCGUUCGUAUGGGGGUAGCGGCCUUGGUCUCAGUAUCUGCAAGGCCAUGAUAGAAAACGUGCUCGGCGGUAAGAUCUGGAUUGAAUCAACGCCCGGCAUCGGCACGACGGUUUCAUUCACGCUUACAUUUCACAAGGCACCGAAGAACAGCAGUGUGCCCAGUGAAAUUCCAAUCUCGGCCAAAGAUCCAGACCCGAUGGCGAAUUGGUCGCAGUCGGCCAGUCCUGAGACAGAGCAGAAGACUUACAGUUUCUGUGACCUGAGCAAGGUUCCCCGCGAGGAAUUGCGUGUUUGUAUUGCCGAAGACAACCAGAUCAACCGAAAAAUUGCCAUUUCGUUCGUCAAUCGGCUUGGCUUGAAAUGUGAGGCUUAUGAGGAUGGGAAGCAAGCUUACGACGCUUUGCAAGCCAAGAGUAAAGAAGGGAAGCCAUUCCACCUGGUUCUCAUGGAUGUCCAGAUGCCUGUGCUGGACGGAUACGAAGCGACCAAAGCAAUCAGAGCCGAUCCAGAUCCCAACGUAAGUCGAGUUCUGAUCAUCGCCAUGACGGCUUCGGCAAUUCGUGGCGACCGAGAGAAGUGUCUUGAGGCCGGGAUGAACGACUAUCUUGCCAAGCCAGUCCGGCAGACUGCUCUGAAAGCUAUGCUAGACGAGUAUCUCCACAGAACCAAAGUCCCGACAGAGACCUCGGCCAAGAGCCCUGAUCCCAACCCGGCCACUGUCGAUAGCGCCAACGGUUUGGUUCAAGACGGCAACAAAUCACCCAACUCGACUGCAAAUGGCGAACCAAAUGGCGAACAACCACCAAUGAGCCCGACAGAAAGACCGAAGUUGCGACGACCGUUCAAGAGAGUAAUGAAGAAAGUCGAAGCCAGCAUCGCAGAGGUCAGCGAACAGGCAAACAAGGAUUCUGAGACCUCGGUUGCAGAGAAUAAGGGAGAUGAGAAGCCCAGUCCUCCGAGUGGCAAAAGAGAAACAGACGAACUAGGGAAGAUCACCUCCGAGCAGGUUGCUCCCAAACCAGCGCUCCACAUUGGUAUGUCAGCCGCCAAUGGGCACGUCAAUGGUGAGGUGAAUGGAACAGUUCACGGCAUAGAGGAGUCGGUGCCACCACUGAUAUUGACGGAACGAUCAGCAAACGCAGACCAUACGAAGGCGGAACCCUCUUGAAGAGAUGGGAAGGACAUUCUUUAGACGCCUGGGGUUUGGCAUGAUGAUAUGAUGACAGCGUGCGGUGUACGGCGUUAUGAAGAUAGAAGGGAGAGCUGGAACGGCGGCGACCCGCCAUUAUUGUUGCAUCGACCGGCGCCAGCUGACUAGGUUUAUUCUUGCAUUUAUUCUUGGGGACAUGGACUGUGCACAUCGCACGUUUUUCCGUGGUCCUGGGCCUUGGGUGGAAAUACUUUUCGUACAGGUGCAUAUAGUGCUUAGCUGGGGGGGUUGGGAAUACCUCGACGCCGCUGCCACGGCGACUUGUGGUGGCGUGUAGUAGCUAUGCGUCGUUUCCUCCACAGGGAAUGAUGAAGACUUCUGUUCCAUCCAACCUGAAAUAACCGAG
This is a messenger RNA of Cladophialophora immunda, 8042 nucleotides long. RefSeq lists its product as hypothetical. The record is from RefSeq and is a predicted model, not a curated record. Gene Ontology annotation, biological process: protein autophosphorylation; phosphorelay signal transduction system. Lineage: Eukaryota; Fungi; Ascomycota; Eurotiomycetes; Chaetothyriales; Herpotrichiellaceae. The coding region runs from base 653 to 7654 and encodes 2333 amino acids. The transcript has 2 exons. Gene Ontology annotation, molecular function: histidine phosphotransfer kinase activity; protein binding; ATP binding.